CUGGCGAGCUGUCCCUACCCAUGGCCGAGGAGCCAGAGCCAGACCUCGGGGCGGCCGAGGACGCAGUGGAGCCUGCAGUGGAGAUGCCAAGCUGGAAGUCUCCAGAGGAUACAGACCCCCAGCCCGGAAGUUAUGAGAUCCGACACUACGAACCAGCCAAGUGGGUCAGCACUUGUGUGGAGUCAAUGGACUGGGAUUCAGCCAUCCAGACUGGCUUCACAAAACUGAAUGGCUACAUUCAAGGCAAAAAUGAGAAAGAGAUGAAAAUGAAGCUGACCGCUCCAGUGACAAGCUACGUGGAGCCCGGCUCAAGUCCUUUUAGCGAGUCUACCAUUACCAUUUCCCUGUGUGUCCCCUCCGAGCAGCAAUCCGAUCCCCCCAGGCCUUCAGAGUCAGAUGUCUUCAUUGAAGACAGAGCUGGGAUGACUGUGUUUGUGCGGUCCUUUGACGGAUUCUCCAGUGGCCAAAAGAAUCAAGAACAACUUUUGACAUUAGCAAACAUUUUGAGGGAAGAAGGAAAGGUUUUCAAUGAAAAGGUCUUUUAUACUGCUAGCUACAGCAGUCCGUUCCAGUUACUUGAGAGAAAUAAUGAGGUGUGGCUGAUUCAGAAAAAUGAGCCCUCCCAGGAAAACGAAUAA
Arvicola amphibius (Eurasian water vole) is the source of this 638-nucleotide messenger RNA. RefSeq names its product heme binding protein 2 (gene Hebp2). Lineage: Eukaryota; Metazoa; Chordata; Mammalia; Rodentia; Cricetidae. Gene Ontology annotation, cellular component: cytoplasm. The transcript is spliced from 4 exons. The coding region runs from base 21 to 638 and encodes 205 amino acids. The record is from RefSeq and is a predicted model, not a curated record.